AUGGUUCGACACCUCAAACAUCACGAGAAAAAGCUACUCAAGAAAACCGACCUUUACACCUACAAGUCCGAUCAAGGCCACCGUACUGGCGAAAUCCAGCGCAGAUACGGAGUUACAGAUGUUGAAUAUAAUACAUACAAUGCGCUCUGUGGAUCGAUGCGCAAAUUGGCACACAAGCUCUCGCAACUGGAGCCCGAGGAUCCUACACGCAGGAAGCUGGAGUCGGCUAUGCUAGAGAAAUUGCAUAGCAUGGGUAUUAUCGAGAAGUCACGCGAACAGGGAGGAGCAUUGUCCCAGGUGGAGCGUCUCACAGUUUCCGCUAUCUGUCGGAGGCGCCUACCAAUCGUGAUGGUGAGAGAACAGAAAAUGAUUCAAUAUGUGGAUAAAGCUAUCGAGGCCGUCGCGCAAGGUCAUGUCCGCGUUGGUACGCAGGUUGUUCAGGACCCUGCAACAUUGGUCACGCGAAACAUGGUGGAUUUCGUGCAAUGGGUUCCAAACAGCAAGUUCAAACUGGCGGGCCAGAAUUAUCAUGGCAAGCGGGAUGAUUUCGAUAGCUUGCAGCUGUAA
Molecule: messenger RNA, 567 nt
Organism: Penicillium daleae
Lineage: Eukaryota; Fungi; Ascomycota; Eurotiomycetes; Eurotiales; Aspergillaceae
Product: snoRNA-binding rRNA-processing protein IMP3
Exons: 3
Coding region: 1-567 (188 amino acids)
Biological process (GO): rRNA processing
Cellular component (GO): small ribosomal subunit; small-subunit processome; Mpp10 complex
Molecular function (GO): snoRNA binding; rRNA binding; structural constituent of ribosome
Source: RefSeq, a predicted model, not a curated record